AUGCGAUUCCGAUCCUCGGUUUUUCUGCUCCUCUGUGCCGUUUCGCUUGCGGCGGCACAGAAUGUCUGGGAGUGUCAGGAAGGUGUCGAUGACGAGCUGAUUUGGGAAUAUGCGGUCAGGAGACCGUAUCAAAUUGGUGGUUAUCAAGAGGUAGAGGAGGAUUACGGGCCGACUGACGUGAGAAUCACGUGCAUACGUAUCAACUCGCUCUCCGAUGAAGAUAACAGUGCGGCGUGGGUCACCGCCGGCGGAAUCGGCCACAACUUCGUCAAACUUAAGUUCAGGUCAAAGUACUCACGAGGACUCCACUACAGAGUCCUCGUUUAUGGACGGCCCACCCCGAGAGGUUUAUGGCUAUUUUGAUGGCUAUCCUUACAAACGUGUUUC
Molecule: messenger RNA, 387 nt
Organism: Cyphomyrmex costatus
Lineage: Eukaryota; Metazoa; Arthropoda; Insecta; Hymenoptera; Formicidae
Exons: 2
Coding region: 1-363 (120 amino acids)
Source: RefSeq, a predicted model, not a curated record